Molecule: messenger RNA, 1131 nt
Organism: Parnassius mnemosyne (clouded apollo)
Lineage: Eukaryota; Metazoa; Arthropoda; Insecta; Lepidoptera; Papilionidae
Source: the annotation of a GenBank genome assembly
AUGGCGGCGGAACCACCAAGACGCGGAGAUCAUGCAAGGCAAUCAUUUUCCAACGAGGAAUACGCAGAUAUCUUUUAUCUCUAUGGAUAUUGUGACGGUGACGCUGCAGCUGCUCGCCGUGAAUACCUACAGCGCUACCCUAAUCGCCGACCACCCCAUGUCACAGUGUUUAGUGCAGUGUAUCGUAGAGUACGAGGGACUGGAAAUGUUCAAAGGCAACAACGUGAUGCUGGCAGGCCAGGUGGCAUACCCCGUAUACCGCGUGCGGAAGAUGAAGAAAUUUUGAGUAAAUUUCAAGAAGAUCCAACCACUUCCACGAACAUAGUUGCUCGUCGCUUAGGUGUAUCGCAGUGGAAGGUCUGGUCUACUGUGCAUACUGCGGGGCUUUAUCCGUACCACUACACACCAGUGCAUGUGAUGGAAGAAGGAGAUCCAGUUAGAAGAUUGGAUUUUUGUAGAUUUAUGUUGAACGCAGAUGCAGAAGAUCCAAUGUUUUUUAGAAAAAUAUUGUGGACUGAUGAGUCGAAGUUCGAUCAAGACGGUAUUACAAAUUACCAUAAUUUACAUUUUUGGGCUCCAAAAGAGCAAAGAAAUCCUGGAAAAAAGAGACCUUCUAAAUCACAAAGAAGAUUUUCACUAAAUGUUUGGAUGGGGAUUAUUAACGACAAUUUAAUUGGGCCUUAUUUUCUGCCAAACUAUUUAAACGGCGAAAAUUAUGAAACAUUUUUAAGGGAGGACUUAUCCGGAUUGUUACACGAUAUUCCUCUCGCCACAAGGCAAAACAUGUGGUAUCAACAUGAUGGGUGUCCUGCGCACUGUCGUGUAACUGUGCGACGAUGGCUGGACGAAAAUUAUCGACAUCGGUGGAUUGGCAGAGGAGGACCAAUUCCAUGGCCAGCAAGGAGUCCUGACAUAACACCGAUGGAUUAUUAUGUCUGGGGGCACAUGAAGAGCAUUGUGUACUGCGACAAUGUGCCAGUGCCGACCCUUGAUCAACUGAGAGACCGCAUUAUCAACGCGACAAACGACAUAAGACGAACAUUAACCUCAAACGUUAUUAAAAGCGAAUUAAGAAAACGAAUGCGUGUCUGUAUACGGAAUAGGGGCUCCCAUAUUGAGCAAAAUUUGUAA